AUGCAUGAAAGCACGGAAUAUUUUAUGCAGGCUCAGCAAAUUCUGUCUGCUUUUGUUUCUCGUCUUAGUUCCAAAAAUGGACACACAAACCGAGAGGUGGAACCAGGGCCACCCCAUGAUGCUCUAUUUCUGGUUUUAGCUUACCUCGAUGUAUUUGAACUUCUUGUCAUGAAUGAAGUUUGCAUGCCACUCACAGAUGCAGUGAACAAAGAUGUAUUACCGUGGCGGGAUAUCAUCAUUGAAAGGCCUUUGAACUCGAGAUUGUCUGAUGAGAUUCUAGUGCAAAUCACUUCGAAGGCGCAUGGCAAACUAAGAACUUUGGCUCUCAUAAACUGUUUCAAGAUCACAGAUGAUGGGCUUCAAACUGUCAUAGAGAAAAAUCCUUUAAUCAGUAAGCUCCACAUACCCGGAUGCUCUGGCUUAACCCCUGAGGGAAUCAUUAGAACUGUAAAGACACUAUCCCAACAUCAUAACAGCUUAAAGAGUCUACAGUUAAACGGUAUCUAUAACCUAAAGAAAGAACACCUUGUUACAAUUUCUUCCCAUCUUCAAAUGAACCCAGCACAGCAAAAGCCACAGCCUAUCCUGUACCAUCACCGUAAUAGUUCAUUAACAUCGAGAAACAAAGAAAGUGGCCGCAUGAUUGAUUUGGACAUCUGUCCAAAGUGCAAUGAAGUAAGAAUAGUUUUCGACUGCCCAAGGGAGACCAGCAACAGUGGGAGAGAGCAAUCAUUCACCCACUGUAGAGGAUGCUGCUUUUGUAUUCGUAGGUGUGAAGAGUGCGGACGAUGUGUGGAUGAUGAAGAACUGGAGGAGUGUAUUUGUUUUGAUAUUUGUUGUACAGAUUGUUGGCUUCGUCUUCCAAAAUGUCUUUUUUGCAACAAGGCAUACUGUAAGCAACAUGAGAAUCAGCUGUGCAGUUCUCCAGCCUCUAAUGGGUUUCUAUGUGACCUUUGUAAUGAGAAACUCGAAUAUUAUGGGAAAUUAGGGCAGUGA
Molecule: messenger RNA, 996 nt
Organism: Dovyalis caffra
Lineage: Eukaryota; Viridiplantae; Streptophyta; Magnoliopsida; Malpighiales; Salicaceae
Source: the annotation of a GenBank genome assembly